Messenger RNA from Giardia duodenalis, 327 nucleotides. Its product is annotated as Prefoldin subunit 2. The transcript has a single exon. Bases 1 to 327 code for a protein of 108 amino acids. Gene Ontology annotation, biological process: protein folding. Gene Ontology annotation, molecular function: protein folding chaperone. The record is from RefSeq and is a predicted model, not a curated record. Gene Ontology annotation, cellular component: cytoplasm; prefoldin complex. Lineage: Eukaryota; Fornicata; Diplomonadida; Hexamitidae.
AUGACGGGGAAGGAGAUCGAUACAGCAGCACAGGAAUAUGAGAAUCUUAAGGGGCACGCACAAGCGCUACAAGAGAAGUUAGUGCACGUGACAAAUGACCUCCGGGAGCACAAGCGUGUUCUGGAGACGAUAGAAGAUAUCGAUUCAGACCGAGUGGCCUAUCGCCUUGUGGGCGAGGUUCUCAUUAAAGAAACAGUUAAGGAGGUGAAGCCAUAUCUGAGCAAUACGAUCUCAUCGCUCCAAGAGGUCGUUAAAAAGUUAGAGGAGCAGCUUGCUGGAACAGAGAAGCAGCUACUUGAGUUGCGUGACAAGAUUGAGACAAAGUGA